CAAAUUUGCUAGUUGACGUGUACAGCCGGCAUACAUCUAUUUUUACUCCUCGCCACGGCGAUUGAGAUCCACGCGAUCUUAUAAUCAUAAGCGAAAAUCACUGAGUACAAUUAAAUCUACAGAACCUCGCUGACCAGCGGGGGUUCAAGCUGGACAAAUGGCUCCUAUGAAGCGAUCCCAUGAUUCUUCAGCAAAGAACCGUGACAAUAACAAGACAAAGCGACGUAAGAGUCCUAACGACACAAGCAUACUCUAUAAGUGCCUCGGAAAAUUAUGUGGCGAGGAAUGUGAUGAGGAAUUGCUACCUGUUACCGAUAAGAUAUCUCGCUAUUGCAAUUCUAUUGAUCGAUUAGAUAUGGACAUCGGUUCAGACAAUAGCGAUGACGACCUCGAUGAUCGAGAAAGGCGAUCCCCAGGACACAUGAAAGGCAUACGGCAAUUGAAGCCAAAAAAACAAUCCAAUCUCGAUUUCAAAUUAGGCGUGCAGAAAGCUAAACAAUACAUCUGCCAGGCAUUGAAUUUUGGUGUACAGUCAGGAUAUUUAAUGCUCAAGGAUUCGAAGGGUCAGCUGUUAAAGGUUUCAUCGGAUCUUUACCAAACAACCGACAAAAAUAAAAACUACAGCAUAAAAUGUCUUCAUUCCGGUGACGCGGAUUCCACAGCAGAACGCAAACAGACGCGAAAACGUCAGCUUGACUCGGCCGAGAAAAGCCACGAUAAUUGUGACAUUAAUGAGGCCCGUAGGAAUAAAAGCAAUAAGAAAGGACGUAGCCGAUCUGGUCGUCGUAGUAGACGUUCCGGUAAAAGUCGCAGUAGAAGUAAACGGAAGCAUGUAAAAAGGCGAAUGGUCAGAAGUAAUUCGAAUAAUUCGGAGCCAGAGAUACGUCCAAAACAAACAAAAACAGAAGAAAUUGAGCAGGAUGAUUUGGGCACAAACAAUAACGCAGUCAGUACCAAUGAACGUAAUAUAACCGGCAGCAACGAUGACUGCAAAAGUAUUAAAUCUACGAAAAGCACGAAAUCAACUUCCAACUCGUACAACCAAACAACUACAGAAGAUCAAAAACACGGCGAGGAUGAUGUUUCAAACGAGGACAUUUCUGACUACGAUGAGAAAAAGAAAUGAAUUAUUCUAUUUUCUAUAUUUCGUAAAUAUGUUUGUAAAAUCCUAUCAAAAUUUAAUAGUAAAAUUUAUGUUCGCAUUUUGGUAUGCACGCAUUUGUUCAUGUGUACGUAUGCAUAUACGUGUAUGAGUCUAUGUGUAUGCAUGCACGCGCGUGAGAAUGUA
Ceratosolen solmsi marchali is the source of this 1288-nucleotide messenger RNA. Its product is annotated as peptidyl-prolyl cis-trans isomerase G-like. NCBI's taxonomy places the organism in Eukaryota, Metazoa, Arthropoda, Insecta, Hymenoptera, Agaonidae. The transcript is spliced from 4 exons. Bases 158 to 1126 code for a protein of 322 amino acids. The record is from RefSeq and is a predicted model, not a curated record.